Molecule: messenger RNA, 1671 nt
Organism: Lineus longissimus
Lineage: Eukaryota; Metazoa; Nemertea; Pilidiophora; Heteronemertea; Lineidae
Exons: 1
Coding region: 1-1671 (556 amino acids)
Source: RefSeq, a predicted model, not a curated record
AUGGAAGUUGGAGGCGAGAGAGAAGAUGAGACCAUAGUUUGUGAGCAGAGAGGUUCCACUCUUAAGCCAAUUGAGACAGUUGACGGGGAUGAUGACAAGAGAAGAGGUUCUGAAUCUGAUAUGGAAGCUGGAAGUGAAGAUGAUACCAACGAUAGUUCAUACAACUGCAGAAUAAGUGAAUGUGCUGAUGACUCUGAUAAAGAUCCGGAUUUCUCUGUAUCAAAAGAUGAACUAGAAAAAUCGGACUCGGAAACUGAGACAGAAGCUGAAAAUAAGACCAUAGUUUGUAAACAGAUAGGUUCUAGUGUUAGGCCAAUUAAGUCAGUUGAACGGGAUGAUGGUAAAAGGAGCAGAAAGAAAGCCGGCAAGAAAGUUAUGAGCAGUGUCUGCAACAAGAGAAGUUCCAGUGUAAAUACAGUUGAGACGGGCAAUGAGGAUGAGCAAGGUGAUCCAGGGGAUGAGGACGAUAGUAUGUUUACUGCCAGUUUACAGCGACAGCUAGCGAACGUAAUAAUUCCAACAUGCAAAAAAGAUGGCAAGAAAAGAGAUUAUAGAAAGAAUGACUACUGUUUGUAUUGUAGUAGGUCAUUCAGCUCAAACAUAUCUGUUCACUAUCUGGCUGUGCAUUCAAACGAACGAGAAGUGCAGGAGGCAAACUGUCAUGAGAAAGGAUCCUUCCUUAGAAAAAAACUACUAACGAAAUUACAAAACAAGGGAAACUACGUUCAUAAUUGUAAAGUGAUUGAAAGGGGGGAGGGAGAACUCGUUGUUGCAAGAAGACCUGAUGAGAAAUGUAGACGGAAGGCUGUUGACUUUCUACCAUGUGAAUAUUGCUUAGGUUUCUACUUACUAGAUUCACUCUGGGUCCAUAUGAAAACUUGUCAGCUGAAGCCUGUAGAACAACAACCCUCCUCAAAUUAUGUAAGAGAUGCCAGAACAAUGCUUGCCCCAUUUAUACGAAAGCCAUCUUGUGAGGAGGAAGCUGAGGUCGAUGCACUUACAACUGGAAUGAAGGAGACCAACCUGAAUCCAGGCAUAGCUGGUAUCUGUAUGAAAGAUGUGCUCAUCCGUGAGUUUGCAAGUUCACUUUUGGGUCGGCUUGGGACAAAAGAUGAACAAAGAAGAAAAGAUUUAACGAAUGUUAGGCAGAAACUCAGAACCGUGGCUCGCUUUCUGAAGAAAGUAAAUGAAGUAAACGGUAGUGAAUGGAUGCCAUUAACUCACUUUCUUUGCUUUUACAACCAUUUUGAAUUUGGUACCAGAGUCAAGAUGCUUGCACAAGACUCUGAUUCCCCACAAUUGGCUAUUGUUCUUGGCCACUACAUCAAACAAUGUAAUUUGCUGAAAAUCAGCAUUUCAAUUCAAACUGAAGAUGAUAUCUUGUCAAAAGAUAUGGAAAAUGAGGCAGAGAGAUUCGAACGUUUAUAUAGAGCGCAUUGGAACAACAUGGUGGCCUGCAUAGCAUGCAGGCGCCAGAGACUGCGCAAGAUCAAUAAACCUUCAAUUAACCCAGUUACUACAGACCUGGUAGGCCUCAAGAAUUGGAUAAACGAGCAACUAUCAGAGCUUAUGAGGAAAGAUGAACGAACCUCGAGUGACAUUCAGUGGUACGCUCAGUUACUAAUGGUUCGUAUAUUGUUCACCAUAAGCGUCUUCUAUUGUCGAGCGUAG